Molecule: messenger RNA, 4317 nt
Organism: Dendroctonus ponderosae (mountain pine beetle)
Lineage: Eukaryota; Metazoa; Arthropoda; Insecta; Coleoptera; Curculionidae
Gene: 5-HT2A
Product: 5-hydroxytryptamine receptor 2A
Exons: 7
Coding region: 221-1987 (588 amino acids)
Biological process (GO): G protein-coupled receptor signaling pathway, coupled to cyclic nucleotide second messenger; chemical synaptic transmission; serotonin receptor signaling pathway
Cellular component (GO): membrane; dendrite
Molecular function (GO): neurotransmitter receptor activity; serotonin binding; G protein-coupled serotonin receptor activity
Source: RefSeq, a predicted model, not a curated record
UGUUCUGUAAUCGUUCGGAUGGCAUGCGAGGGUGAGUAUCAACGGACCUCAAAAUGUGCUGUGCGAUCUCGAUUUAAACUGGAUAUUUUUGGCGCCAAAAAAUUUUGAAAGCCGGAGUUUCAGUGGUUUGCACGUUCCGGUGCAUAAUUUGCUUGAACUGCAAGCCCAAGUGUUGGAUAUUGACUUCUGCGACGGAUCUCCUAUGGCUUUGAAAUAAACCAUGGGGUUUGGCUUCCAAGCAGCUCCGAUUGAGGAUAUACAAUGCACCCAAAACGUCGAUUUUGUCACAUCUUGUGGAGUGAAUUCUACACUAACUCUAGAGUGCGCUGGAAAGAAUCGUCGAAUCUACGAUUAUUUCUGCGAAAAUGACUAUUUCUCCAGAGACAGUACUAAAUAUCUGUGCACUGGCUGCAGUACCAACUAUACUGCUGAAGUGCUGGCAAACUUCUUCAGCAGUGGCGUUCAGAACUUUAUAGUGCGCGCUCCAGUUCUAGACUGCCAUUUUGCAAACAUUAGCGGCGAUGUGUUUUGGACGUGCAAUUCCAGUACCAAUGAAACUCACACUUUAUGGAACAAAGCGAAUUAUGACUGGAGUUUCUUGUUUGUGGUAGUUUUUAUAAUUGCUGGAGGCGUGGGGAACAUUCUGGUCUGUUUAGCAGUACUGCUGGAUCGGAGACUACAAAACGUCACCAACUAUUUCCUGCUCAGUUUGGCAAUUGCUGAUCUGUUAGUGAGCUUAUUUGUGAUGCCACUAGGAGCUAUUCCAGGAUUUUUUGGUGAAUGGCCAUUUGGAUUAAUCUGGUGCAAUGUUUAUGCAACAUGCGACGUUCUCGCAUGUUCAGCUUCUAUAAUGCACAUGUGCUUCAUAAGCCUUGGAAGAUAUUUGGGGAUCAGAAAUCCUUUGAAAACGCGACACAGCACUACCACUAGAACCGUCGUUUUGCGCAUUGGACUUGCCUGGUUGUUAUCUAUGGUAGUAUCUAGCUCUAUCACAGUACUGGGCAUUAUCAACCAUGAAAACAUCAUGCCAGAUCCACAAAAGUGCGUUAUCAACAAUCGAGCUUUUUUCGUCUUCGGCAGCUUGGUGGCCUUCUACAUUCCCAUGACCGUUAUGAUGGUCAGCUAUGCGCUAACCGUUCAGCUACUGAGGAAAAAAGCUCGAUUUGCUGCAGAACACCCCGACACUGAUCAGCUUCGCCGAUUGGGCGGACGUUUCGCUAACAAGCAAGACCGCACUCCAACAGCACCGCCUGAAAAUGCUUUAUGGAGGACAGCUGGAAGUGGUGAUCGAUCGUCGAAUAUGAGACUGACAAACUCCCACGGUCAGUUAUCUUUCGCCAAUGGGGGCAACGGAAAUUUAACAUCCUCGAGAAGAGAUCAAGGCACACAGACUCCCGAGGAUAUUGCAAAGGAAGCCCGAAAUUGCCGGCUCAAGUCGCUCAAGUUGCAGCUCAACAAUACUACUUCAAAUCUCACGAAUUUCAGAUUACUUGCGGGUAAAGUGAAGAGGAAAACUUUCGCCUCAAACUCGGUGGCAACUGAACAAAAAGCAUCCAAAGUCCUCGGACUUGUUUUCUUCACUUUCGUGCUUUGCUGGGCACCAUUUUUCAUCCUCAACAUUAUCUUCGCCGCAUGUCCAGACUGCGAUGUUCCUCAGCAUGUGGUGGUCACAUGUCUUUGGUUGGGAUACGUUAGCUCGACCAUCAACCCGAUCAUCUACACGAUUUUCAACAAGACGUUUCGAGCAGCCUUCAUCAGGCUGUUGCUGUGCAGAUGCCAGAGGUUAUCACGGCCCGUAAGAUAUAAAUCAGUAUCCGAGCAUCGAGGAGCGUCAAACCUUUGCACUCCUUCAGCUCUGCCGUUAGCAAUUAGUCUAACAGGCACGCCUCUGAUCACUCCAGCUACCGAUUCUUCUUUCGUAAUGCGGACACCGUCUAUGAAAUAUAUCAGAGAGCGAAAGGACAGCUACGAUGAUCAUGUUUUUUAGUGUAAAUAAGCCUAUAAACUUAUCACUAAUCUCUAAUUGCAAAAUUACGUGUAUAAUGUAGUGUAGUGAAGACAGCCCGGACAAUUUUCAUCGAAUUUUUGUUAAGACCAUUAGCGUGGAUAAUGUUGAAAGUGUUAUUUUAAAAAAGUGAUUCAGUAGCCGUAUAAGGCAUAAAGCGUUAAGUUCAGCAAUCCUCUUGACAUAUCUGUGGCUAAUUAAAAAUUAUGGCUACUUGUGCUUAAUUAGGAAACAUGGCCCUGCGAAAGCAGAGAGAGUGUUUUAUUUAUCUGCAGCCUCUAAGGGCAAGGCUCUAUAUAAAAUGUAAUUUUCAAUUAGGAAAUCGUUCUUUUUUAGGAAAGUUUUAACUGCCGUCAACAAGUUUUCAGUUUUCAAAGUAUUUUGUUGUUAUAUAAUUAAGUAUCCUUCUAAUAUAAUAAAAAUUACAACUUGGUUCAUUGUACGUCACAGCUAGUUCUACUGUGUAAAGUAUGUCCAUCCAUGUAAAAAUCUGUCUUUUCUACUUCCCAUGCGAAAUUAUGUAAAUAAAUGCUUCAAAAAUGUUACAUUAACUAUCGUUUCGACAAUCAAUGGUGGUUACUUGGCGAUUUCAAAACGUCUUUUGAGAAAUUAUUUCUUUGGACAAGCACCUAAUAGUGAUGGCUAAAAUCAAAUGAAUUUUUCCCGUAUGAAAAUAAAUCUAAUCUGCUAUUCAGGAUGAUUUACGCAGACCGUGCAUUGGGAAUUUUCCAUCUUGUAGUUGCUUUAGAAACUUUUAGAACCGAGUCGAGUGUACGAGUGUACCAAAACGGUCACCUAAUUUUCUUAUUUUAAAUGCGAACUUCUAAUUUCUUUGGCAUGCUUGGAUUGGCCGUCCAAUUGCCAGUUUGAGUCACCCUAAUUUUGUUAACCGGAACAAGCUAUAUCUGAGGAACAGUUCUAAAUUGAAAACCCAAAUUUGGCAGGUAGGUAGUUAGUCGAAAGCCUAAGCUAACUCCCCAGAUGACACUAAGAUAUCAAUUUUGUAAAAUAUUAGUGCAUGCAGCCUACCAGCAUUGUCAUAAAAAAUAUGAAAAAAUCAGUUUUUAAAUGGAACCUAUUUACUAUUAACUUUUUUGGUCCUGUUCAGUUUGGUUUCUUAAUAUUUAAUUAUAGCAACAUUUUCAAGCUGGAUCAAAAAUGUUUGUUGGUGUCAUUUAAAAAAACGGAUUUUUGUAGAUCGAAAUCCUGAAAAAUGUGUGUUGAAAAAAGCGGUCAAUGAAGUCAAAGUUUAGAUACUUAUUAUGGAUAAGCUGUUGAUUGAAGGGGAAUCGAAUUUACGGGUGUUCUAUAUCGACCACUGAAGAUUUCAAGUUAACACACAACAAAAGUCGCUAAACAAGAAUAAAUAUUACGCCCCAAAAACUCGAUAUCGAAAUUUGGAAGAAAAUCCAGUACGAAAUUGGAUAGUAAAUUUAGUAAAGCCGACUGAAAAACGUUGUUUUCGAAGAAAAAACACACCCCUAUUGAGAACACAAGACCUCUUUAAUUUAGAAUGUAAUUCACAGAAGAAAACACCAACAACACGCAAACACGACAUUUGCUUUACAUGUUUGCUGUUACAUUCGUAUUAAAAAAAAUUGAAGUAGCGCAAUUGUAUCCACUAAUAUUAUCGACUCGUUAUAACCCGAGACGAAAUUUGAAUUUCUACAACUGCAAGUUGGAAAACUUCUAAUGCACGUACUACAUUUAUUGCCCGGUUUACAUUUAAAAAAUGUGAUGUUAGAUGCAUAAUAACAAGAAGAAUUUGGUGUGUACACACUGGAUGAAACUUAAUCAAACAAGUUUCUGUAAUGAAGUACGUAUAUGUAAUACGCAUACACACUUCAUUACAAAAACUUGUUUGAUUGAGAUGCAUAAUAACCUCAUUAAUUCCUAGACUUUCUCCAAAUUUCAACAUUUUCAGGUUUUUAAUUAGGCUUUCGAAGCUCCAGGGCUCUCUACAUUGAAGUAGUCAAGCAACCAAAUAGAGCGUAGAUUAGGUUGCGGAUUUUAAAACUAGGGCAUUUUAUGUGUAUGUGAUACUGUAAAUCCAUUAAUUAAGGUAUAGUUACUUCUAGUCAGAGCUAUGUUGAAAUAAAAUAAAUUAGAUCCAUUUAUUAUAUAAUCUCGACACUCGAAAUAAAUGUAAAAAUGUUGCAAAUAUAUUGAGUUUAAGUGUCGUACUUUGUAGAUUUUAUAUCUUCAUCAUUGCAGUACCUAGAAUUUCCAAAGCAAUACUGUUUAAUGAUAAGAUGGUCACUUGCGUUCUAUGUUAUUUUGUAUUUAAAUGGAAAAUACAAAUUUCUUUAUUA